Molecule: messenger RNA, 1531 nt
Organism: Prunus avium (sweet cherry)
Lineage: Eukaryota; Viridiplantae; Streptophyta; Magnoliopsida; Rosales; Rosaceae
Product: EIN3-binding F-box protein 2
Cellular component (GO): cytoplasm
Molecular function (GO): protein binding
Source: RefSeq, a predicted model, not a curated record
UCUUAACAUGGCGUAGUCUAUUCUCAUCUCUCUCAUCUCUUGUCAAUCUAAACCAAAAACCAGAGACAUGUCUAAGCUGGGUGAUGACGAACUAGGCCUCAUCCUUAACUGGAUCACCGACCUAAAUAACAGACGAUCAUUUUCUGAGGUCUGCAAGCAAUGGCUGAGAGUGGAGGGGCUAAAUAGAUCAUCACUUCGUCUUCUCGAACCCGAUGCUCUCCUUCAAGUCUUACCCAGAUUCCCAAAUUUAGUCACAUUCGAAACAUCAAAGUUCAUCACCGACGCGGACCUCGCAUUCGUGGCCCAAACAUGCCCCAAAAUCGAGGUAAUCAACCUCAGUCUGAAAACCCCACGUGAAAUUUCAUACCAAUUUGAUGAAGUAUUGAUCUUUGAUAAUGUUGGAGACGAAGGUCUUUGCGCUUUGGCAAAGAGGUGUCCCAAAUUGUCCAAGGUUUUGCUCAGAAGGAGAAAGAAUAUUGGGAAUUUUGGAGUUGUUUCGCUAUUGAAUUUAUUACAUAAUUUGACGUAUUUGGAUUUGGGAUUUUGUAGCUUGGUCUCGGACCAAGCCCUAGAAGCAAUUGGGUCUGCAAAUUCGAUUAGCGUUUUGAAUUUUCAAGGUUGUUCAUUGAUUACAGAUCGUGGAUUGGGGUUUUUGGCAAAUGGGUCUUCCUCAAAAACCAUGAAAAGGUUGAAUCUUGCAGAGUGUGAUAGAAUCACAGACUUUGGGGUCUCCCGUUUGGAGCAAAUGUGUUGCUUGGUGGAGCUGAAUUUAGCUGAAUGUGGCCCAAAAGUGACUGAUAUUGGAGGUCUUUCAAUUGCUGCAAUUCAGUCUCUUAAAAAAUUGAACUUGUCAUGGCUGGUCAAUGUGUCAGAUCAUACGCUUGUUGCUCUAGCUGAGAAUUGCCUGAAUUUGGAGAUGGUUGAUUUAACUGGUUGUGAUUUGGUAACUGGAGCUGGCAUUCGUGCAUUUGCAGGUCACAUGUGCUUAGAAGCUCUUGUUCUGCGUUCUUGCUUCAAUGUUAGUGACUCUGAUGUGGUAAACAUUGUGCUUAGAUGCCAGUUCUUGAAGUCUGUUGUGUUGGAUAAGGGACUGAGAAUAUGGAUGUUGCCUCAGACACAAGAGAGCAUUAGCAGAUUCGUGGAGUUAGUUUGGGCUUGAAAGAUGGAUGCAGCAAGCAGCUGAGUUGAUGUGUUUUGGGUUGUGCUCUGCCGCUUCAUGGAUUCAGCCAACUUGUAUAUAUCAGUCUCUCUAACAUCAGAUGAAGAAGUUUAUCCAUGUUGGAGCUUUCAAAGACUUUGGAGUAAAACUUAUAUCAUGUUUCAUAUUCCUCUCUCAAUUUCGAGUUAGAAGAGAAAGGUGUAUGAAACAUGGGAUAUGCAAGUUUUUUUGAAGAAUUUGAGAUGUAGUGCUAUAAAUUCCUUGAACAUUUUCUCUUUCAGUGGAUGAUUGGAUUCUACCAACUUGUACUUUUAGGAGAUGGGAGCUGUAAUUGUUUAUACAGAUUCAUAUAUGAAAUCCUUUAUUUGUAAA